AUGAAUAUCGAUCAAAGCAAUGUGGUGGUAAAAGAAGAGGAAGAUCAGAAUAAUCCUAUAGAUAUUAACCUUUUAAAAGAGGAACAAGAAUAUCAAGUAGAUGAUGAUAAUAAAAUGCACAUAGAUAGUGACAAAGGGGAACAAGAAUAUCAAGUAGAUGAUGAUACUAAAAUGCACAUAGAUAGUGACAAAGAGGACGAUGAUGAUGAAAUUAUUAAGGAAAUACCAAUCAACUUAACCUCCGCUCCAUAUCCGGUCAACGUUCUACAAUAUCCAAACAAACCAAAACGUUCAUUGGAUAAAAAUAGGGCGCUCCCUCAUCCAUAUAUUUCUCAGGUUAAUUAUAAAGAAAAAUCAAAACUAUGGGAAUUAGAAAUUCCUUUGAAUGAACAAUUAUUUUAUGAUAAAGAAGGGGCUGAAGAAAAAUGGCCAAGUGAAGACAUUAAAAAACAAUUCUUAAGAGGUGUUUGUGUCGAUGAAACCGACCAAUUUGUUGGUGUAUAUGCAAACGAUCAAAUUUAUUUAGUACCAGUACAAGGUUAUGCUCAAUUAAGACCAUGUUUUAAACAUAUAGAUGAAUCCACAAAAAACAUAUCAGAGGGUAAUAACGUUACUGGUCGUAGCAUAACCAGUGGGUCUAUCACCACUACCUCGGACAACAAUAGUAAAAACAGUAAUAAUGCUAAUAGAGCAACAAUGGUUACUAUGAGCGUGAAAAGUACUAGUGAAGCUAAUAAAAAUAGAUUAGGUGGAGCACUAGCGGCACAUAAAAUAGAAGAAGAGGAAGAGAUCAAAAUAUUAGACUGGGUAGAUCAAACAUUUGGUGACUUUAAAAAUUCAAUCAUUAACCAAGAAGCACAUCGCAACUUAGAUUUGAAAUUAAAAGAAGGCAGUGAUUUGGCAAAAAUAUUUGAAUAA
Messenger RNA from Saccharomycodes ludwigii, 918 nucleotides. RefSeq names its product DNA-directed RNA polymerase III subunit C37 (gene RPC37). Gene Ontology annotation, biological process: DNA-templated transcription. The coding region runs from base 1 to 918 and encodes 305 amino acids. The transcript has a single exon. Gene Ontology annotation, cellular component: nucleus; RNA polymerase III complex. The record is from RefSeq and is a predicted model, not a curated record. Lineage: Eukaryota; Fungi; Ascomycota; Saccharomycetes; Saccharomycodales; Saccharomycodaceae.